AUGAAGGAAUUUCCCAGGAAGUUCCUUAGCCUACGUGAUAAGAGCGGCGAGCAUCAUCGUAGCAAGUCUGCCCCUCCUGCAAACAAGGCACGUCCUCUCGCAGCUGAGACAUUUCGCUCUUUAUUCAAGCCUGACCACUCAAGACAGGCUCUCCAAAAUGACGCGGAAGCCGCUAAAGAAGCCGCCAAGAUUGAGGAUAUUCAACGACGUUUAGAUGCACUCAACAUUACAAAUAUCACCGUCGAGCACAUCCAAGAUAUCUUGGUUACCAAAUACGCAAAUGGCGACCCACAGCGUACAACGGAAUUCAUCGAUAUCGAACAAAAGUCUUCCUCUGGCGUUAUUCUGCCCUAUGACCCAAGCGUCCAUAUGGUUGGUGCCGAGAACCGCAGCGCUGUUACCUGUUACAUAGAUGCUCUGCUCUUCGCCAUGUUCUCUAAGCUAGAUGCUUUCGAGUGCAUGCUCAAGAAUCAAUUCCCGGCAGAGGAUCCCAGGAAUAGGCUAGUUACGCUGCUUCGUAUAUGGGUUAACAUGUUACGGACAGGCAGACUAAUCCGUACAGACUUAACUAAAUUAAUACAAGACACCAUGGCUGAAUGCGGCUGGUUGGAUGCUCGUCUCUUGGAACAACAGGAUACCUCAGAAGCCUUUGCUUUCCUCACGGAAAAGCUAGAAUUACCCCUUCUCUCGCUACAGGUUGAUCUCUUCCAUCAAGGCAGACAUGACGACGAUGACCACAAAAUUGUUUACGAGAGGCUACUGAAUCUAGCGGUGCCAUCAGAUACCGAUGGAAAUGGCAUUAAGCUAGAAGACUGCCUAGAAGAGUAUUUCAAUACUCAAGUUGACGUGCUCAGAGACAGCGAAGAGGCAAAGAAAUCGAUUGCAGAGGAGGGCAGCCCAAGCGCGGUUCCUACACUAUCAAUCCCGAACCAAAUUCGGCUGAUUAGGGAUGAGGAAAGCGCUGUAACGCCCACGGCGAUAUCAUCAUCUCCAGUUGAUAUGUCACCAUUGACGCCGCGGGCGGAUCCCCUCCUGGAAAAAGACGAAGAUAAAGAACAAGCUUCUGUAUCAGAACAAGUCAAUGGCAUGAGCCGAAACGACGCUCCAACUGAUACACCGCAAUCACCCAGUGGAAUGAGCGCAGGAGACAGCGCAGGUAAUGCAAGCGAUCACGCAGCGGGGCCUUCUUCUAGGAUGUCGGUUAGACAUCGGUCGGCCAGCGUCAUCCAGCGGGUAAUGCUUGAUAGCGGAGGACGCCCAACGGCUUCUGAGACCAGCACUCUUCGCAAGAGGCUCAGUGGGAAAGGAUCAACCGUAGUCAAGGCGGUUACAAUACCCGCCUGGCAGUUCUUCCGACUAAUUCCUUGGCAUGCGGUAAACAGUACGGAGCCUCGAAACGAUGUCGAAGUGGCAAUGAACUUUGACCAGCGCCCUGUGGUCGGUAUUUGUCUAAAGCGAUAUGCUAUGACUGAGACUGGCCAUCCAAAGCGUCUCAAUACAUAUAUUGAUAUCCCAGAAAGCAUGCGACUCCCGCAUUUUAUGCUCGCUGAUGGACCAAACAAUGAGGAGGAGAUCAACGGAUUAGCAACGGAAUAUAAGCUCGUCCUGCAGUCCAUCGUCUGCCAUCGGGGCGAUUCUUUGCAAAGCGGCCACUAUAUUGCCUUUGCGAGAGUCGCCCCUAAGCUCCUAACGGAUAACAGAAGGCAUGAUUUCGAUCCGCCUCCUGAUUAUGAGGAAGCACAGUGGGUGAAAUUUGAUGAUCUGGAUAUCGGCAACAGAGUCACCUUUGUCGACGAUAUUAAAGAGUCAUUGAAGGUUGAGAUGCCAUAUCUGUUGUUCUACCAGAUCGUACCCAUGGUCGACGCUUCUGAAAGCACAGACACUGGGCGGCCGCCAUCCUAUGAUGAAUCAAAGAACAGCCUCGAGAUUCAACACUCAGCGACUAGUGAAGAUACGCCUGCUAGCUCAACAUAUGUAUUAGCAGCGCACCACGAACAUCAAGCCUCAGCUUCGACCAGUCGCUUGGGGCAAAGUAAGCCUCCCAGCAUCCGACUUUCCGCCGAGGUCGAGCGGCCCUCGCGUAAAUGGCUGGAAGGUAUAAGUCUCAACUUUGGAGGGUCAUACGUGGAGUCUGUUCUUUCACGUCGCCAGAGCGAGGCGCUCACAGACUCUACUGCUCAUACGCCAUCCAUUACACCAGAUCCCCAAUCUCCUGCCAUAACACCAGCUGAUGAACCAACGUCGUCCAGAUUGUCACGCGCUGCGUCGCGUUUCAAUCUAAAUAAGCAGAGCCGCCCAGGCAGUCAAUCAGGAGAAGGCCGUAUCAGCCUUAACCUUAGUCGCUUUGGUUUGACCAAGACUAGCAAAGAGCCGCUGCCUGAGCCCCCGGCGCUGAACAUUUCAUCUACCACCUCGAUAGGUCAAAUAACCUCAAGUCCUCAGCCAAUCUCCCCUAUGUCGCUAGAAAAGCAACUGCAUCAACCCCCUGGUAUUGAAAAAUCGGAUAGAAAUGAGAAGUCUGAAAAGGCCGAAAAGCAUGACAAGAAUGAUAAAAUAGAGAAGGCGGAGAAGCACAAGCAUAAAAGGAAGAAAUCCAAAGAGAAGAACGAAAAGCAGAAGUCGGGAGAUCAACCUGAGCGUGAGUGCGUCGUUAUGUGA
Trichoderma asperellum CBS 433.97 is the source of this 2658-nucleotide messenger RNA. NCBI's taxonomy places the organism in Eukaryota, Fungi, Ascomycota, Sordariomycetes, Hypocreales, Hypocreaceae. The record is from RefSeq and is a predicted model, not a curated record.